Bombyx mandarina (wild silkworm) is the source of this 3493-nucleotide messenger RNA. RefSeq names its product sodium/hydrogen exchanger 9B2. Lineage: Eukaryota; Metazoa; Arthropoda; Insecta; Lepidoptera; Bombycidae. Gene Ontology annotation, molecular function: antiporter activity. The record is from RefSeq and is a predicted model, not a curated record. Gene Ontology annotation, cellular component: membrane. Gene Ontology annotation, biological process: proton transmembrane transport.
AUGAAAUCGCGCGAUCAUCGCGAUGUUAAACAAGAUCUUCGAGGUAAAAACGAAAAUAAAAUAGUCAAGCUAGAUAAGGGAAUUAAACACGACGGAAAAGGAGUCAGACGAACACCGAUCAAAGGAACCAAUGAAGGAGGUCAACAGCGAACCAAACGCUCUGGAGUGGAAGCAGUGAAACUGCAUCUGAAAGCGACUGGUGGAACAGGCAGAACUUCGCGCUCUGCAACAUCGAUACGCAAAACAAGCGUCCGAAUGGCAGCUAUAAAGGAGUACCCUUUCGAUUUGAGUGAUUUGAAAAACCAACCGAGUGGUGAGGGCAGUCUUGAAGUGCCGCAGCAGUCGAUAUCUUCGCCGACAGAAACUACACUACCAACACAAAGCUUGCAAUCUUCUUCUUUGGCUACCGGUGUGGACGGAAAAAGAAAAGUUUCCAUCAUGGCCGAUGAAUCUAGCAAGGAUCGCGAAAACCAGCCCUCAGAGAGGAAUGGACGCAUUUCGACACAAGCUGAAGGGCCUUCACGCCGUAAAAGUAACCUACACAAUGCUCUACACGCAGAAAUGGAUUCCUCAUGGGAACGACAAGGACACAUCGAAGGGAGAUUCAAAAAAUAUUCUACGACAUCCUCAGUAUACUCUAAAAAAGCAUUAUCACAUCAAAGCGAACACAUCGAAAGGUCGUGGUGGUAUGCGUGUUGCGCUAAGUGUCACCAAGAAGACUCCGGGAUUCCUUCGUGGGAGCCUCCACACUGGCAGAGAGUAUGCCCAUACCCACUAUGUCCGUCUUAUCGAACAUUUGCGCAAACUAUAUCAGUACUCCUCAUUGGUAUUAUGGUUUGGGUAACGAUAUGGAUCGUGAUGGGCGAGACGGCGGCCCCCGGCGGCCAACUCUUCACGCUAGCCGUGCUCACAAUCGCCGCAUACUUCGGUGGAUGGGUCAUGAUGAAAGUGACCACUUUACCCGCACUCAUAGGAAUGUUAUUCGUGGGAUUACUAUUAAAAAACAUCGGCUUCGUAAACUUUGACAAGUCAUACCAACACAUAGCUUCUUAUAUCAGAAAAAUAGCGCUAACAAUCAUUUUAACUCGUGCUGGUAUGGACCUGGAUCCCGUGGCUAUGAAGAAAUACUUCUUCACCGUAAUCAAGUUGGCCUUAAUACCGUGGACCUUUGAAUUCCUUUUGUGUGCUGUGCUGGCAUACUUCUUUCUGGGACUACCUUGGGUUUGGGCUUUUCUUCUGGGCUCUAUAGUAGCGGCAGUGUCCCCUGCUGUUAUAGUACCCUGUUUGUUCCGUCUGCGCGGUAAGGGCUACGGAGUAUCGAAAGGCAUCCCGACGCUGGUGCUGGCAGUGUCCGGAGUCGAUGAUGCAGCCAGUGUUGCAGUAUUCGGCAUUAUAUCAUCGAUUAUGUUCUCCAAUUCGUCGAUGACUAUGAAUAUUAUUCAGGGUCCAUUUAGUGUAUUCGGUGGGAUCGCCUUUGGAGUCCUGGCCGGAUAUAUGGUGAAGUACAUCCCGGAACGCAACGAUGCUUUCUUGGUACCAAUACGAGUUUUACUUCUUCUCGCUGGAGGUCUCAUGUCAGUUUUGGGUUCUGAAGAGAUCGGCUGGGGAGGUGCUGGUCCUCUUGCCGUAAUUGCUUUCGCAUUCAUCGCAUGUAAGAACUGGGUGGAACUUGGCUGGGAACUUGAAGACAAUCCCGUCGCGACGGCUUUCGAGAUAUUCUGGAUGUUCUUUGAACCUAUGCUGUUCGCUGUCACUGGAGCACAAGUUGUUAUAGCUGAUCUGGAGCCUCAUCUAGUUUUAGUGGGAAGCUGUAUACUUGCCACAUGUGUUGUGCUGCGAGCGAUGGUGACCAGUGUCUCUGCCAUCCGCAGUAACCUUAAUAUGAAGGAAAAGAUAUUCGUCGGCCUGUCGUGGAUGGCUAAGGCUACAGUACAAGCUGCAUUAGCUCCGGUUGCGUUAGACGAGAUAAGGAAAAUGGCGGGAGUAGAAGGACCCGACCCUGUGCUUGUGGAGUAUGCGGAAACAGUCAUCACUGUCUGCAUCAUGUCGAUCAUCAUCACUGCCCCUAUUGGAGCCAUCGUCAUAACACUGGCUGGACCCAAAUUGCUCUCUAGAACAUCAAAGCCACCUGUCUUGGAAGGAUGGCGUCGAUCCCACCGUCCGUCUAUUCGCGACAUAUCGAUCAUAGACGAGGAGGAGACCGCGGAACGAGACGCGGAAGCGGACGUGCAACAAUCGUCAGAAGCCGCGGCUCCAUCACCCUUCGUACCACCUACCAUUACGGUGCAGCCGAUCCAGCGCCCGUAAACUACUUCCCGAUAUUAGAGGUAAAAAGUCAGAUAUCAGUCACAUCAAUUUGUGAAGUGCAGUCUACAGUUGAUUCUGUGUUGUGGACAUCUAAGCGUACAUUUAAAAAAAUCUUUUUUUUUUUUGUAUUUUUAAUCGGAUAAAAACAAAUGCUGUUUUCAAAAGUAUGUAAGCAACUGACUUUUUGGCUCUGAUGGUAAUAUUAUGGAAAAUCAUAUUAUGGUAAAAUGAAUAAAUUGACUUAGUAAGGUGUAUGUUUUCAAAGAUCAAACCGAAAUUACAAUCGUGAUUAUUUCUAUUUUCGAAAUCUAACUUAAUUAAUUCAGGAAUUAACAUCAGAAUUUAGUGAAGUCCAUUUGUUUCGAUUUUGAUGUUGCUUAAUGUGCGGGAAAGAUAAGGCUAACAUAACAUAAUACUACGACACGAAAUUCAUUAGAUUUCAAACAUCACCGUCACGUUUACUUAACUACAUAAUAUAUAAAUAAACGUAAACACACAAAAGGUUAUAAAAAUAACUACCUUUUGUAUUCCUUGUGAUAAAUGUAUACUUAAUGGCUUUUGUGAGACAACGUCUACGGUUUGCCUUAUUGGACGUUAACUACUUAUAUAUAUUUGUAAUAUAAAACUAAAUAGGAGAUAUAUUCAAUUAAUAGGAGAUAACAAUUGAAAGUAUUAUAAUUUAUACAUAGAAUUUAGCUUCGAUCAGUAUUCUUAUUUAUACUGUACUUAUGUAAUUUAGUUUUUAGUAAGUUUAUAAGCUUUCGUACGAUUUUCUGGUAAAAACAUUAAUUAAUUGAUUUGUCGCAUUCGUUGCUCAGUGCUAAUAUUCAUUCACGUACUUAAUCUGUAUAUUAUGUUUUGUAUAGACAUUCCUAGCCUUAGCUUUUAUGAAAGAUUUGUAUUCAAUUCAAAGUAAAAACAAAUUUAAUCUGUGGCCUUAUAUUACAUUACUUUUUUCAUUAUUGAAAUAUUUUCUAGUAAGUAAUUAAUUAAGCUUUAACCAGUGAUAUAUUUUGGGACCAACAUAAUUUCAAAUGAACUCGUAUGUAAGAAAGUAAUGUGUUUAAUUAAAGUAUAAUAAAUUAAUGGCAAGAUUUAAGAAAUUGUUUUAAUGCUAAUUACCUAAUUAUUUAAGGCUAAUUCAGAAUGUAUAUUUGAACAGCAAUAAAACUAAGAGAUGAUGAAA